AUGGGCAGGGAUACCUCACGCUAUACCGAUGCCUUUGAGAUAAUGGCUGAAAAUUAUGAGUUCAAAGAAAAUGAAAUAUUCUGUCUGGAAUUUCUGAGGGCAGCUUCUGUGCUGAAAUUUCUUCCAUUUCCAGUAACCAGAAUGAAAGAUAUACAAGGGUUACCCUGCAUGGGAGACAGAGUCAGAGAUGUCAUCGAGGAAAUUAUUGAAGAAGGAGAGAGUUCUAGAGCUAAAGAAGUGUUAAAUGAUGAACGAUACCAGUCAUUUAAGCAGUUUACUUCAGUCUUUGGAGUGGGAGUGAAGACAUCUGAGAAAUGGUACAGAAUGGGUUUACGAACUCUGGAAGAUGUAAAAGCUGACAAGACCCUGAAGCUGUCAAAAAUGCAGAAAGCGGGGUUUCUCUACUAUGAGGACCUUGUUAGCUGUGUAUCUAAGGCAGAAGCAGAUGCAGUAAGCUUGAUUGUCAAGAAUACUGUGUGUAUGUUUCUACCAGAUGCUCUAGUCACCAUAACUGGUGGUUUCAGGAGGGGUAAGAAGACUGGACAUGAUAUAGAUUUUUUGAUCACCAAUCCUGGACCAAAGGAAGAUGAUGAACUUCUGCAUAAAGUUGUUGACUUAUGGAAAAAGCAGGACUUACUCCUGUAUUAUGAUAUCACUGAAUCAACAUUUCUAAAGGAACAGAUACCAAGCAGAAAAGUUGAUGCCAUGGAUAAUUUUCAGAAAUGUUUUGCAAUUUUAAAAUUGUAUCAGCCAAGAGUAGACAACAGCAGUUACAACAUGUCAAAACAAAUUGAUAUGGCAGAAGCCAAAGACUGGAAGGCAAUCCGUGUGGAUCUGGUCAUAACCCCUUUUGAGCAGUAUGCGUAUGCUCUCUUAGGCUGGACAGGCUCCAGGCAAUUUGGACGUGAUUUGCGGAGGUAUGCUACUCAUGAAAAGAAGAUGAUAUUGGACAACCAUGCCUUAUAUGACAGGAAAAAGAGGAUCUUUCUCAAAGCUAGAAGUGAGGAAGAAAUAUUUGCACAUCUUGGUUUGGAUUAUGUUGAGCCAUGGGAAAGGAAUGCUUAA
Messenger RNA from Nestor notabilis (Kea), 1065 nucleotides. RefSeq names its product DNA nucleotidylexotransferase (gene DNTT). Gene Ontology annotation, cellular component: nucleus. Gene Ontology annotation, biological process: double-strand break repair via nonhomologous end joining. Lineage: Eukaryota; Metazoa; Chordata; Aves; Psittaciformes; Psittacidae. The coding region runs from base 1 to 1065 and encodes 354 amino acids. The record is from RefSeq and is a predicted model, not a curated record. The transcript has 9 exons. Gene Ontology annotation, molecular function: DNA binding; DNA nucleotidylexotransferase activity; DNA-directed DNA polymerase activity.